This is a messenger RNA of Opisthorchis viverrini, 700 nucleotides long. RefSeq lists its product as hypothetical. The coding region runs from base 36 to 398 and encodes 120 amino acids. The transcript has 2 exons. NCBI's taxonomy places the organism in Eukaryota, Metazoa, Platyhelminthes, Trematoda, Opisthorchiida, Opisthorchiidae. The record is from RefSeq and is a predicted model, not a curated record.
AUAAUUAUUGCGUUGAGUGCGCAACGAACAUCCAAAUGGCUCGGCGGAUAAGAGUGAACCAAGAGCCUUAUAAUGGAUUUCUUCUGCCAAGUCAGAUACCGCAGCUGAACCCUGUGAAUACGUAUUACACGACAGACAGCCGGUGUAAACGAUAUUUUUGUGCUGUUUGUGGAGAUUGCCACCCGGUGAACACAGACUGCACUCAACGCAUCACAGAAUGGUUGACUGGGACCACCUUACCAGACGCAUUGCAUCGAUCACUGGAAGCAAAUAUCAUCGAUUCUUACACACAGAUGCGUUUUCAAAAGGCAAAACAGGUGGAGAAAAGCGCCUGUGACAUUGUUUAUAUGGAGAGUGAGCGCAGAAAAAAUGAGGCAAAUGCACUGUCACCAUGCUGAAACUCGGUAUAUUCUCUCCAUUUUUCAGCAUUUAUUUUCAACGAUGGUUUUGUAAAUUGAGUUCAAUUUUUUAGUCCAAAAGCUUUUUUGUUUUAAAUGUUCUAGAUCCACAAAAACCUUGGCGCCUAUUCACAGAGGGCCUAUUGCUGCACCAUCUCCAGCUGGGAGGUGUGCCGUAUUAUCUUGUUCAUCUGUUGCAAAUCAGAAACAAUAGUAGCAGGAUUGAUAGUACCGACGGUGCGCACUAAAUUUCACUUGUGUUAAUACACAGCGAUCAGACUGGUGCCGCGGCCGUUGUGAAC